This is a messenger RNA of Camponotus floridanus (Florida carpenter ant), 3222 nucleotides long. RefSeq lists its product as uncharacterized. NCBI's taxonomy places the organism in Eukaryota, Metazoa, Arthropoda, Insecta, Hymenoptera, Formicidae. The transcript is spliced from 5 exons. Bases 355 to 3066 code for a protein of 903 amino acids. The record is from RefSeq and is a predicted model, not a curated record.
GUAAGAAGAUUAGAAAGGCCUUUUUAAGAAAUGAAACGUGUAUAUCGUGCUAGUAAUGUUAUAAAUCUGUCGUCUUUAAAUACACUUGAUAAUCGCAAAAAUUUAAGGCCUUUGCAUGUAAAAAAAUUGUACUCGUAAUUGUAAGGCCAUUCGAAUCUCGGCUAACAAGUAAGGUUCGAAUCUCGGCUAAGCAGAGUUUGAUUAUCGGCAAAGUAAGGUUUGAGUCUCUACUAACAACAAAGAGAUUCUAAAAUCUGAUUGCGAGCCUGAACCUGAACCUGAGCCAGUCUGAAAAUCUGAGCUUUCCUUUACACAAGUCUUUUGCAAGCUUUUCCAAGUCUUCUGAAUUAAAUUAUGAAAAGGAAUAAUACACACGUAGAGGUCAUUAACCUCACGUCACAACUUAAGAUAAGGGACAAAAGUAUAAUGGAUUGCACUGUUAAAAAUUUAGAAAAGACUUUUGAUUUAAAACAGAAGGCAAUGGUCAACAAGCUGCAUAAUAUGCAAUGGUUGAAAAACAGGUCUCAUUCAUCAAACUCUGAAAAGCUAAAAACUAUCUACAAACAUAUACAAGAUCAUAAUGAGAAUAAUAAAUUGAAAGAUGAGGGUUUAUUGACAGAAAACAUCAAGACAUAUUCAGUUAAAGAAUCUGACAACUAUCAUUUGAUGGAUACAUACAAAAAUUAUUUGCCUGUUGACGCAAUAUCAGAAAACAAUGACAAUAUGUGGAACAAAGAUGCAAAUUCGUCUAAUACAUUUCCAAAUUCCACCAAAUUGGUUAAAGUUAAAGAUGAAGAUAAAAAAGACAUAUUAAUGAUUACAAAGAGCAUACUUACAACAAAACUGGAUGUUCAGUCUUGUACAGACAAGAUGCCAAAAAAUCAAUCAGAUAUGCUACAAAAUAAUGAAAAUAUUACACAAAAUGCUGUAUAUUCAAAUGUUACCAAUUUUGAGACAAGAUCUAAUAAAACAACUGAUUUGACAAAUCAAGAUAAAAAUAUAAAUAAGAAUGAGGUAUUGCAAAUAAUGCAACAACCAGUUUUUAAACAAUCUGUGUCAAAGAUGCCAAAGUCUGUUAAAAAAAUUCCAUCUAACUAUGGUGUUUAUAAAAAUAAAACAUUGGAAAAAUCAGAAAAAAAGUCCAGUGUAUCUAAAAAUUCCGAUUUGCUUUUAUAUGAAUCCGAGAAAAGAAAUAAAAAAAUUGUUGAUGAUAAACAUUCUCUGCAUCAUCAAAAAGUAAAUCUUGAUUUUAAUUUUAAAAGAGAUACUAAAUUUGUCAUGCAAUAUAAAAAUUCGACACUCACAGAGCCUGCGCAAAAUAAAGAUACACUGAGAAACAUUGAGUGCACUUCUAAUGGAAAAAAUUCGUCAUAUAAUAAUUCUAGAUUUAACAAUGGGUAUGUUGACAAUACUGAGCGUAAAGAUGUUAUAAAGAGAGAAUAUAUAUCUUCUAGUGUAUUUUCCAAUUCAAAUGUAAGAAUUGAAGGACUUUGCACAAAGAAAGAUCACACAAGUCAGAAAAAUAAAUUGAAUCAUAUGCAAUCGACAACAGAUACAAAAUCAACGAUUAUAUAUAAAAAAGGUAUAUGUAAUAGUGAAAAAAAUGUUAAUUUUGCCAAAACACAUUUGACAGAAAAGGAAUAUGCUAAUUUAAACAUUGAUAUCAGAAGACAGGAACCUAUAUUAGAACAGUGUCAUAAAGAGAUGAAGAGAAUUGAUAAAUCUAAAUCCAAUAUAGAUCAGCAAAAUAUAGAAAUAAAUAAUAUUACCGAAAAUGAACAGAAUUUAUCCAAAGAUUCGUCCAAUUUAUUUCCUAAUAAGUGUACUAUGAAAAUACCAGCCAAUGUGAUACAUCAACAUUCGUUACAGUUCGAAGAUACACAAUAUAUGGAUGAUGUAAAGAAAUUAGAGGGCAAUCAAACUACUUGUAAUAACAGUUUAGAAACCAAUACAAUACAGAAGAAUGUAACAAUUGUAAAUUCACAGCAAUCUAUUCAAAAUAUACGUUGCGACAUGCAGCAAGCUAUUAUUACACAAGCAAAAGAUCAAAUAAAGCAAAUGCCAUCAUGGGGCCUAAAUGAUAGUAAAUUUUACAAUCAAAAUUUUUCAGUUCGUAAUGCAAUGCGACCAUCGCAAGUUUCAAAUACUUUCAACGUAACAUCAUUGUGCGGAAGCAAUAUGCAAACAUCAAAUGAUGGCAAUGCCACCUCCAUAUUGGGAACUGCAAUAAAUCACAAUAAAGAAAAUUCAAACGUAUUCUAUAAACAUAUGCCAAACAUACAACAAAAGUCUGAUACAUUUUCGACUUUUACCGACCAUUCUAUAUUAUUGGAUCAAACUAAAUGCAAUUCCUCGGUACAAGAUGGUUUUCAUGUUGAGUCAUAUAAUAUUGUACAACCUACAACAAUUUACAAUUCUGAUGCUCUCGAUCCUGAUGAUAUUAAAAAUACACGUCUAUCACAUCCAAUAAUUUAUGCGCCAUCUUUGAAUAUGCAAACGCGAAAUCCGCAACUCCAGUAUCCGUUGCCUGUCUUUUACAAUUCUUCGUGCGCGAAUUAUGUUCGUACAAUCCCUAAUAUGAUUAAUCAAUUGAAUAAUUUCAACUGCAUUUACUCUUUACAUGAUCAACAUCUUAAGUAUAUUCCUCGUAUGCAAAUGAAUAAUUAUGUUAGAGCUAAUGAUCUGAAUAAUCACACUAUACACCCGAGAAAUAUUAUUGAUAAUGUUUCAAUGAAAUUCAAUCAGCAUUAUGAAAAAUGCCAAGACAAUUCCCAAAGAGUUUGUGAUCUCUUUCGAUAUGUGGCACCGCUUCCACAUUCAGGAUCUCGACAAAAUGUGAAUUUUAUGCCCAUGACAAAUAUAAAUCAGUAUAAUAAUGCAUAUUUUUGGCAGAAUCAAGAGCGCAAUCAAAAUGCAGUAAAUUAUAUGCAAAUAUUGAAAUGUCCAAAAAAUCAAACGACACAAGAUUUUCCCUGCGAUGAUAAUGAAUCGGAAAAUAUACCUCCAAUAAUAUCUCCAAAAGAAUUUGUAACAAACAAUGUAAAAUUCUCAAAUAAUAUUGGUUAGUUUGCAACACAGUCUUGUUAAACUAGAACGAUAUAUUCUCUAUCAUUAUAAAAAUAGCAUUUUCCGCAGAAAUACAACUUGUCAAAAUUUUUCGAAAGAAUAUCUAUCAGCAAUAUUUAGUCGUAAUUCGUAAUACAUACAAAUAAUUUAGAAAAC